AUGGGAGGCGCCGACAGAGCAGGUGGCAAGGCUAAGCCUUUGAAGGCCCCAAAGAAGGCCCCAAAGGGCGAGAUGGAUGAAGAAGACAAGGCCUUCGCUGAAAAGACAAGAGCUGAUGCCAAAGCCAAGGCUGAGAUGGCCGCAAAGGCGAAAGGCAGCAAAGGACCCCUCAACACCGGAAGCCAAGGAAUCAAGAAGAGCGGAAAGAAAUAA
This is a messenger RNA of Lachnellula hyalina, 213 nucleotides long. RefSeq lists its product as uncharacterized. The coding region runs from base 1 to 213 and encodes 70 amino acids. NCBI's taxonomy places the organism in Eukaryota, Fungi, Ascomycota, Leotiomycetes, Helotiales, Lachnaceae. The record is from RefSeq and is a predicted model, not a curated record. The transcript has 3 exons.